Messenger RNA from Dimorphilus gyrociliatus, 1699 nucleotides. NCBI's taxonomy places the organism in Eukaryota, Metazoa, Annelida, Polychaeta, Dinophilidae. The record is from the annotation of a GenBank genome assembly.
AUAUGGCGGCUGAAUAACACUGUUAAUGACUAGGAGAAAGAAUUUCCCAAUAUUACCAGAUUUUCCAUAUCUAGAAACAAUAUUUUAAAAUUAUAGGCGAAUUAAUGUUCUUAUUGAAUAAAUACCUUCGACCAUGUCUCUCUCGGAUGAAAAUAUGAAGCACAUUGUAAAUUCACUAUCAGAAGAGGUUCUUACGGAUAAAUUAAAUUUUGAAUUUCUCAAAGCCGCUGAAAAUGAAGCAUCUAGACUCGAAUCAGGAUUGGCUGAUUUAAAAGAUUAUGUAAUAUCUGGCUUAAAACAAUCAGGUCAUGAACAAAAAUUAGCAAAUUUUGUUUUAAGAAGACUACCUCAUAUUAAACAAUUGCAUCAUCAUUUAACUCCUGAGGAACACAAAAAAGAGCCUAUUACAUACAUUCGAAAGAGUCAAUUGGCUUGGGAAAAAAGGAUAUGGAAGAGCCUAAAUAGCAUGUGCACAGAGCUUAGUUUACCAUUAGCCAGAAAGCGUCCUGAUAAAGAUUUUAAAGAUAUGAAUAGAAAAUGGUCCGAGUUAGGCAGUGAUGAGCCUAAUCUAUCGCAAAUCCGUCCUGUUUAUGCGCCUAAGGAUUUCUUAGAAGUUGUAUCAGGAGUAAAGAAUCCCAACUGCAAUGAUUUUCCCUUAUAUAACAAUUGGGGUUUAAUUCAAGCUACCUUAAAAGUAAAAUCAUUACACGAACUGCGGCUACAAUAUAGUCACAUGUCCAUAAACCAAGCUCAGAGUGGAGUGGACGAUUUAACCAGGACACCAACAGAUAUAUUCCAAGGAGAAAGAAAUAAACUUGCAAAAAAGGUGAUAAAAAGUUGCAUGGCUGGAGCAGUACAGGAAUUUCUCAAGAAAGGAUCUCCAACAGGAUGCAGAAAUCAAAUUUGGAAUAGCAUUUUAGGAAUCGAAAUUGGAGAUGAAGAGAAGUUGUAUUACGAUCAAUUGAAAAAUAGCGUAUUAGUACAUGACUUAUUAGUAGAUAAUUUAAUCUAUAAAGACAUUAAAUUAACAGCAACUAAUGACGACCAGUAUUUUGUGUUCGAGGAUUAUCUUUAUCAAGUACUUCUACCAUUUUUUCGAGAUUUAGUUAUCUUGGAAACGAUAAAAAAAAGUACAGCAACGCCGGCAAAAAGUUAUAUUAGAGGAAAAUUAGGUAAUGAAGAAUAUGCUGUAUUUUAUCCUCCAAAUGGAGUAAUUCCUUUCCAUGGAUUCUCUAUGUAUGUGGCACCGCUAUGCUAUUGCUAUGACGAUCCGAUAAUGCUUUACUACGUGUUUCGAGCAUUUUAUGCAAGAUUUUUUCAUCAUCUCCAUUGUGUAUCUUCUCACCAGCAAGGAAUACUUUCAUUGAGCCUAUUAUUCGAGCGUCUUCUCCAACAAAUUGAACCACAAUUAUUCUACCAUUUAUGCUCCAUUGGUGUUCAACCAUUAAAAAUAUCUUUCAAAUGGAUUAUAAGAGCCUUUUCUGGGUAUUUAUGUUCAGAACAAGUUUUACUGCUUUGGGACAGAAUUUUAGCUUAUGAUUCAUUAGAAAUUUUAGCAGUAUUGGCUGUUGCUAUUUUUUCUUUUAGAAAAACAAAUUUACUCCAGAUUCAAUCAUUUCAAGCAGCUGAAGCAGUUAUGAACGAUCUCACUGGACUGAAAGUAAUACCACUUUUGCAGCUUACACUAUUUAGUGAAUAA